Messenger RNA from Schistocerca cancellata (South American locust), 498 nucleotides. RefSeq lists its product as uncharacterized. Bases 1 to 498 code for a protein of 165 amino acids. NCBI's taxonomy places the organism in Eukaryota, Metazoa, Arthropoda, Insecta, Orthoptera, Acrididae. The record is from RefSeq and is a predicted model, not a curated record. The transcript has a single exon.
AUGAUGGGACAUAGGAGUGGUGGUGGCCCACAGGAGGGUUGGUGGCAUGCAAGAGGGGUGGUGGCACGCAGGAGGGGAAGUGGCCUGCAGGAGGGGUGGUGGCAUGCAGGAGGGGUGGUGGCACGCAGGAGGGAUGGUGGCCCACAGGAGGGGUCAUGGCACAAAGGAGGGGUGGUGGCACGGAGGAGGGAUGGUGGGAUGCAGGAGUGGUGGUGGCCCGCAGGAGGGGUGGUGGCACGCAGGAAGGGUGGUGGCACACAGGAGGGGUGGUGGCCCAUAGGAGGGGUGGUGGCACCCAGGAGGGGUGUGGCCCGCAGGAGGGCUGGUGGCAUGCAGGAGGUGUGGCAACACGCAGGAGGGAUGGUGGCACGCAGGAGAGAUGGUGGCACGCAGGAGGGGUGGUGGCACGCCGGAGGGGUGGUGGCACGCAGGAGGGGGGUGGCCCGCAGAAGGGCUGCUGGCACGAAGGAGGUGUGGUGGCACGUAGGAGGGGGGUGA